Molecule: messenger RNA, 744 nt
Organism: Adineta ricciae
Lineage: Eukaryota; Metazoa; Rotifera; Eurotatoria; Adinetida; Adinetidae
Source: the annotation of a GenBank genome assembly
AUGCACACAUUUUCCACAUUACCCGUCGAACUUGUCUAUCAAAUUAUGGAUCACCAGAAUGAGCGGACGCUAUUUUGUUCAAUGCAAAACGUUUGUCGAAAGCUCAAUCAGAUCCUCAGCACCUAUGAACGAUAUCGAACACUCACCAAACUAGAUCUCGGCGGUAACGGAAUCGGUGAUGAAGGGGCACAACUCAUUGCGGAUGCGUUGCGAACCAACACGACACUCACCAAGCUAAACCUCAAUUCCAACAGAAUCGAUGCUGAAGGAGCACGGCACAUUGCGGAUGGGUUGCGAACGAACACGACAAUUACCACACUGAGCCUCAGUUCGAACAGCAUCGGCGCUGAAGGAGCACAACACAUUGCGGAUGCAUUGCAAACGAACAAGACACUCACCGAACUAAGCCUCGGUUCGAACAGAAUUCGUGCUGAAGGACCACGACACAUUGCGCAUGCGUUGCGAGCCAACAAGACACUCACUAGACUAGAUCUCGAGGAUAACGAAAUCGGUGCUGAAGGAGCACAAGACAUUGCGGAUGCGUUGCGAACGAACACGACACUCACCGAACUAAGCCUCAGUUGGAACAGAAUUGGUGCUGAAGGAGCACGACACAUUGCGGAUGCGUUGCGAGCCAACAAGACACUCGCUAUGCUAGAUCUCGACAAUAACGAAAUCGAUGAUGAAGGAGCACAACACAUUGCGGAUGCGUUGCGUCGAAAUGCAAGUGGCAAUAUGGUGUAG